This is a messenger RNA of Trematosphaeria pertusa, 489 nucleotides long. RefSeq lists its product as uncharacterized. NCBI's taxonomy places the organism in Eukaryota, Fungi, Ascomycota, Dothideomycetes, Pleosporales, Trematosphaeriaceae. The coding region runs from base 83 to 316 and encodes 77 amino acids. The record is from RefSeq and is a predicted model, not a curated record. The transcript is spliced from 3 exons.
UCAAGACCUUUGCUACCUUCAGCUUCGAUUCGAACGGAGACCCUAUCAACGCUCUAUCAACAACCUACCAAGACACAUCAAGAUGACCUGCUGCCAACGCAACAACGGCACUUGUGUGUGCGCCCAGGAGGCUACAUGCUCCUGCGGCAAGCAGCCCGCUCUCCAGUGCACCUGCGAGAAGGCGGCUACCGAGAACAAGGUCCCCACGAACACUUGCAUCUGCGGCAAGCGCGCUGAAGACGCUUGCACCUGCGGCCGGAGCAGCUCGACUGAUGCGGGUUCGUCGCUUGAGACCGACUUUACGACUAAGAAAUAGGCGGUUCGGCCUUGGAAUGGGAAGUCGGGGCGGGGCGGGGCGACGGGUCAUUGGGGGUGUUCAGGCGUUCGAUGACGGUUCGACGGGACCUUUCCUAUGAUUGAAUGAUAAGCCUAGAAUGGGUACCGGGUCUGGCGGGUCUGGUAGCGACCUUAAGGGUUAGCAAUUUCAGC